Fusarium vanettenii 77-13-4 is the source of this 2133-nucleotide messenger RNA. RefSeq lists its product as uncharacterized. Lineage: Eukaryota; Fungi; Ascomycota; Sordariomycetes; Hypocreales; Nectriaceae. Gene Ontology annotation, biological process: double-strand break repair via homologous recombination. The record is from RefSeq and is a predicted model, not a curated record. The transcript is spliced from 8 exons. Gene Ontology annotation, cellular component: cytoplasm; nucleus; chromosome. Gene Ontology annotation, molecular function: nucleic acid binding; 3'-5' DNA helicase activity; ATP binding. The coding region runs from base 1 to 2133 and encodes 710 amino acids.
AUGAGUGCCUUCGAGGAUGACGAAUUCGGCUCAGGCGACGACCUCUUUGACGGGGUCACCGUGGAAGAGCUUGUACAAAAGCCAGCUGUGAAGCAUGAAAGAGACUACUCAAUAGGGGUAGAAGCUCUUAAUCCCAUGAAAAAGGCGCGACACACAUUCGAAAACGCCGAGGACCAGUCGAGGCUUCGUCUUGCUGAAAAGAUCUUGGCCGAUAACUUUGGACACAAGUCUUUCAGACACGAACAAAAGGCAGCCAUCAAUCGAAUCUUGGCCGGCAAGAAUGCUCUUGUCGUCUUUCCAACAGGUGCCGGCAAGUCCCUGUGCUACCAGAUACCUGCAAUUGCAUUCCCCGAGCUCGAUCGCCAAACGAACGAGAGACAUCUCAAUGACUCGGGCAUCAGCAUCGUUGUUUCACCCCUCAUCGCCUUGAUGAAAGACCAAGUCGACGCGCUCAAAAAGAAGGGCAUUGCGGCAGAGUGUAUCGACUCUACCAAGACUCGAGAGGAACUACAAGAGAUCAACGCUUCCCUUCGCGAGGGAAAGCUUCGCCUGUUGUAUUGCGCUCCAGAGCGGCUGAACAACGAAGGAUUUGUCGAGAUGAUGAAGCGUGUCAAGGGUGGCGUCCGUCUCAUUGGUGUUGAUGAAGCCCAUUUUGCUCGAUUCGUCAAGGAGAUCCAUGCCGAGCGGGUCAUUUGUCUAACUGCGACAGCCACGCCUCCUGUUGUUGAUGAUAUCUGCGAGGCAUUCGACAUUUCCAAGGAGGGAGUAUACAUGACGUCCAUGUACCGUCCAAAUCUCAUUCUGGAGGCCAAGGCCAUGGCAACGAAGCAGGACAAAUACGAGCCUCUUUUCGAGUUCUUGAGAACCCACUCAGGUUCUACUCUCAUCUAUGUCACCGUUCAGAGGCAAGCAGAAUCGUUGGCUCAUGAACUUACCAAGAGCGGGUUCCCCUCUCACUUCUUCCAUGCUGGCAUGAAAGUGGACGAAAAGAAGAAGAUUCAGGACGAGUUUAUGGCUUCGAAAAUCCAAAUUGUAGUUGCAACGAUUGCUUUUGGCAUGGGAAUCGACAAGUCAGACAUUCGCAACAUUGUCCACUGGGAUAUCCCAAAUACCGUCGAAGAGUACUGUCAGCAGGUUGGCCGAGCUGGCCGUGAUGGAGAACAGAGCCAUUGCGUGCUCUAUCUUUGCCCCGAAGACUUUUACAUCAAAGAGACAUUUGCGCGAGGAGACUUGCCUUCCCGAAACUCCUUGCACAACCUUCUCACGGAUAUCUUUGAUACCGAGGUUGUUACCAAGCCUAUAGGCGACAUGUUCAAAGCCAGCCAUUACCAUCAAGGGGCAGAAUUCGACAUUCGUCAGAGUCCGCUGAGCGUCAUUUACGCCACUCUGGAACUGAGAUUCAAUCUCAUCCGGGCAGUUACACCGGAGUACAGCUCGUACAAGUUUGAGGCGACACCCAGUUACUUUCCCCGUCUGAAGAACGACAAGUCUCCCGAAGCCAAGGCCAUACUCGAAAACGCACGAAAGGCGAAGAAAUAUCACACCAUUGACCCGUCUGAAGCGGCUUCACUCACAGGAACAUCUCGCAUGCAAAUCGUCAAAAUUCUCAACGAUCUCAACGACUCUGGCGUCAUCAUACUCACUGUGGGCGGAGUGGAACAAAAGUACAAGAUCCUGAAGGAGCUCCCAAGCAUUGAUGCCGAGAUCGAUGCUCUCACAGACGAGGUGUACGCAAGUCUGCAGCUGCGUGAAAAGCAAGCGCUGGAAAGAAUCCAGCAGGUGAUCAAAUUCAUCACUGGGCGAAAGUGCUUUGGUCUUUCGAUUGCUGAGCAUUUCGGGAUGAGUCUCCCUGAGGGCAAGAAGAAGUGCGGACACUGCACAUUCUGUCUCAGCGGCAAGGCUAUUGAACUGCCCCCAUCACCGCCCAAGACUUUGAACCGAACAGCAAUUCGAGAAGUGCUUAAUGCGACCGACGUCCGAGAUGAUGCGCGGUUCCUCGCGAGAGUUGCUUUUGGCAUCAAGAGCCCACGGGUGACCAAACUGAAGUUGGACAGGAACCAUGUGUUUUCGUCGAUGGCGGAUUCUAAUUUCGAGAUGAUACUGAAAGAGUUCGAAAAGGCGUGUGAUGAGUGA